This is a messenger RNA of Balaenoptera acutorostrata (minke whale), 5445 nucleotides long. RefSeq names its product ciliary rootlet coiled-coil, rootletin family member 2 (gene CROCC2). The record is from RefSeq and is a predicted model, not a curated record. Lineage: Eukaryota; Metazoa; Chordata; Mammalia; Artiodactyla; Balaenopteridae.
AUGGCUGAGCCCCUGCCAGCGGCCUUUCCUCCCCUGAGGACAGGAGGGGCCCUGGUGGUCUUGGCGCCCCCUUCCCGGCUCUGCCCAGAAGGGGCAGCGGGCACCUCCGCCCCUCAGGAGGCGGAGGUCCUGGGGUCCAGUGUUUUUCAGAGGCUGGAAGACACCGUCCUGAGCCCCGUGGCCAGCAGAGAAGACCGGGCGCUGACCGUGCGUGGGGGAGGCUGGCGGGCCUCACCCAUCCCCGUGCCUGCCCGCAUCCGUGAGAUCGUGGCUGGCAACCUGGGCGAGGAGCCGCCGCAAGGGGUGCGGGAGCCGCCAGCCGCCUCGGCCCACGUGCAGGAGGAGCUGCUGGCCCAGGCAGGGGCCGAGCGGGAUGAGCUGGCCGGCAGGUACCGCGCGGUCAGCGAGCGGCUGCAGGCCCGGCUGGAGGCCACUGAGGCUCGGCUGCGGAGGUCAGAGCAGGAGCACAGCGUCAACCUGGAGGAGGCCCUCAGCCGGCUAGAGGCUGCCGAGCAGAGGAGCACCGGCCUCUCCCAGGUGAACGCCCUCCUGCGGGAACAGCUGGGACACAUGAAGAAGGCCAACGACAGGCUGGCCGAGGAGCUGGCCGGGACGACGGGCAGCGUGCUCCGUCUGCGGGCGGAGCUGGAGCUGCACGAGAGGCAGCGCUGGACCCAGAGAGAGACCCAGCGUACUCGCGCGGGGGGGCACCAGGACGUCCUCCUCCUGCAGAGACAGGUCUCGGCCCUCCGUGGACACCUGGCUGAGCUGCGUGCGGCCACCGAGAGGGGCCUCGCUGACAUGCGAGCGGACGCGGCCAGGACGGCCCAGCGCCUGCACACGGCCUGCCUGAACCUCGGCUCCAACCUGCGGCUGACGGCCAGCCGCCCAGACAGCGCCCUGAAGCAGCAGCUGCAGGACAGGGUGCGGGAGAUGCUGCAGCUGCAGGGCCGCUGGGACGCCGAGAAGGUGGCACUCCAGUCCAGACUCUGGGAGCAGACGUUGCUGUUGGGGAAGCUCACAGAGCAGAACACGGACAAGGAGAAGACCAUCGCCUCCCUCAGAACGGAGGUUCAGGAGCUGGUGGCGCAGGCAGACGCGGGGUGCCCGGAGCCAGCCUGGAGUGGCAGCACUGAAGGCCAGGAGGCGCAGGGCCAACCAAGGAGCCCCCCACGGGCCGCGUCGCCCCCACGGGCCUGCUCCCCGGCCGCUCUGGACCCUGCGCUGCGGGCUGUGCAGGUGGCCAUUGAGAGGCGGUGGCAGCGGGAGCAGGAGCUGCGCCGGCGGCUGGAGUCCUCCGAGGCAGCGGCCGCCGGGCUCCACGAGCAGCUGUCCGAGAGCCAGCGGGAGCUGCGGGCCUCGCGGAGGCUCCUGCAGGAGCGGGGGCAGGAGCAGGCCCGGGAGCGCCAGGACCUCCUGGGCAAGCUGGGGGCGCAGUGCUGCCGGGAGUCCAGCGAGCUCCCGGGGAGGGAGAAGGCCGCUCUGGAGGAGGUGGUGGAGGAGCUGGGGGGCAAGGUGGAUGCUUCCGCCACGGAGCAGCAGAGUCCGGAGGCCGGGAACCUCCCGCGGGGGGCGGGCCAGAAGGAGGAGCUGGUGCAGCAGGGCGAGCAGGGCCGGAGGGAGCUGGAGAGCAGUCAAGGGCGCCUGGAGCAGCUGGAGGAGAAGGUCUCGGGGCUCAAGAAGGAGCUGGUGUCGGCCCAGGAGGUGCUGAACGCAGCGCAGCUGCAGAGGGACGUCCUGGAGAGCGAGGGGGAGGGUCUGCGCAGCGCCCUGGCCCGGGCCGAGUCCAGCAAGACCGACCUGGAAGUGCUGGUGAGCCAGCUCAAGGCGGAGGGGGUGGAGCAGAGGCGCUCCCUGGCUGAGAUGGCCGCCCUGAUGGAGGGGCUGACUCGCGACAAGGGCUCCCUGAGCCACCUGGUCCUGCAGGUCACAUGCAAGAAACAGGUCCUGGAGGAGCAGCUGGCCCAGAGCCUGCAAGACCAGGAGGCCCACAUGGCCGCUCUCCAGAGGGCCCUGCAGGAGAAGGAGGCUUUGUCUGAAGAGCGGGCCCAGCUGCUGGCCAAGCAGGAGGCCCUGGAGAGGCAGGGCCAGCUCACAGCUGAGGAGGCAGCUGACCUCAGGGCCGAGAGGGACUCCCUGGAGAGCAGCCUCUUUGAGGCCCAACAGCUGGCGUCACAGCUGCAGUCACAGCAGGAGCAGCUGGAGGGAGAGGCCCGGAGUGCGAGGCUGGCCCGGCAGGCCCUGCGAGUGCAAAUGGAGCAGCUGAAGAGCACCUGGGAGGUCCAGGAGACGAAGCUGCAGGGGGACGUGGGGCGGCUCCUGCAGCAGGUGGUACAGCAGAAGCAGGACACGCAGCUGGCCCUGGAGAGCCAAGCGCUGGCCCACCUCGAGGACCUAGCCCGGCUCCAGAGGGAGAAGGAGACCCUGAGUCUGUCUCUGACAGAGGAGAAGGAAGUGGCAGCACGCAGGCUGGAACAGGAGAAGGAGCUGGUGGCAAAAAGUGCAGCCAAGAGCGAGGCUCUGAAGGAGGAAAUUCAGAGCCUGAAGCAAGAGCGGGAUGAGAGUCUCCUUCAGCUGGAACAUGAGAUGCAGCAGGCCCUGUCUCUGAGGGAAGCGGAGACCAGCCAGCUGAGGGAGGAACUGUCCCGGGCUGCGUGGGAGCUGGAGCUGGUGCAGCAGGAGGCCCAGGGCCGGCAGGAGCGAGCCGAGGCCGCCAUCAGCGCCACGACCGCAGACCUGAAGGCCCUGCAGGCCCAGUUUGGGGACGCCAUCUCGGCCCGUCAGAGGGAGGCCAGGGCUCUGGGCGAGAGGCUCCGGGAGAUGGCGGCCGAGCGGAGCAGCGCCAGGAGAGAGGCCGAGAGGCUGCGGGCACAGCUGCACGAGGCCCAGGAAGGGCUGGCCGCCCUGCGCCGGGAGCUGCAGGGCAGCGAGGAGAGCCGGGAGGGGCUGCACAGGGAGGCCCGGGACGCCCGCCGGGCGCUGGAGGACGAGGCCCGAGAGAAGGACAUGCUGCGGGAUUCCAACACCGAGCUGCGGGCCACCAUCCGCAGAGUCGAGCAGGAGAAGGCCAGCUUUCAGCGCUCCAAGGAGGAGAGAGAACGGAAGGUGCUGGUGCUGGAGGAGGCCCGGGCAGCGGCCCAGAAGGAGGCCGGCAGGCUGCGGGCCCUUCUGCAGGGGGCAGAGCAGGCACGGGCAGACGCCCACCGGCAGCUCCAGGAGCUACGCAGACAGGUGAUGUCACUGGAGGCCGAGAACCAGAGGAAGAGCCAGGAGCUGCACCGCAUGCAGCAGCAGAGCCAGCAGGAGGCGCUGGAGCUGCAGAGGCUGGCGGCCGAGGCACAGGCAGCCAGAGAGCGCUCACAGAGGGAGGUCCUGAGGCUGCAGCAGACGCUGGCGGAGGUGGAAGCCAGGGCCGAGGCCCGGGAGAAACAGCUGGAGGAGGGCCUCUGCGAGAGCCAGGGCGCCGAGCGGACCCUCCGGGCCAAGCUGCACGGCGUCACCAGGAAGCUGCAGCAGGCCAGCGGCACGGCCGAUGGCCUCCAGGCUCGCCUGGACAGGGCCUGCCGCCGGGUCGGCAGCCUGGAGCAGGAGCUGGCCCAGGCCGAGGGCGCCAGGCGGGAGGUGGAGGCCCAGCUGGGCCGGCUGUGGUCCACGCUCUGCCUGGGCCUGGGGCUCCAGGGACAGAGCCCCAUGGCCUCCCCCGAGCGGCCCAGCUCCCCCACCAAAGGCUCAGAGGGCACCCAGGGUUACCCUGGGCAGCAGAGUGCCAGCGCCCCCGGCCGGUCCCGCUCGCCGCUCCGAUGGCCCUCGCCUGCCCCGGGAGACCGCAGCACAGAGGGGGCCGUGGCCUUGGUGAGGGACGCCCUGAGGGACUUGGCGCAGAAGCUGCGGGAUGCCCAGCGGGAGCGGGAUGCCUGGCGCUGCCAGGUGGGGAGCCUGAGCAGCCAGCUGAGCGAGGCCGAGAGCGAGCGCGCCCGAGCCCAGAGCCACGCGGGGCAGCUGCAGAGGGCGCUGGCCGAGGCAGAGGAAGGCCGGCGCCAGGCGGAGGGUGAGCUGAGCAGCGCACAGGCCGCGCGGGCCCUGCAGGAGGAGGCGUCCCCGAGGCUGGAGCACCUGGCAGGCGCGGAGGGGCGGAGGCUCCAGAAGCACCUGGACACGCGGCACCAGGCCCUGGACGAGAGCAGGAGGCACAGGCAGGGCCUGGCCCAGAGGGCGCUGCUAGAGGAGAAGGUCGCCCCCCUGGAGCGCAGGCGCGGGAGGCCCUGCGGCAGCGGCGGCGCAGGGAAGGGGCGGCGGGCGCAGCGCGCGGAGAGGCGUGUCCUUCGGGAGGAGCGGCCGCGCUGCGCCCCGGGCGGCCCGCCUGCAGGGGGAGCCCGCGGUGCACCGGCCCAGCAGCCCCACACGCUGGACGGCCCAGGCCGCUGGGCAUCCUGGCCAGGGAGCUCCCUCGCCCGACCCAGCCAGCUCUCAGGGGAUCCAGAGCCCUUCCCAGGGGCACCCCACGUGCUCUCCAGGGACAAGGCUGGCCUGAGCUCACACCCCUGCCAGAGACCGUGGCAGGUUCUGCUCUUGCAGACAGAGCUGAGGAGGGAAGCGGACGACAUGAGGGCGGGGGCCGAGAAGGGGCCACGGGACCAUACCCUGAGCCGCCUGCACCAGGAAGUGGACAGGGCCCUGAGGCAAAACCAGCAGGUCCAGGUCCAGAAGGCAGAGCUGGAGCAGGCCUACGCCCAGCGGCUCCAGGAGCUGGCCACCCAGCACCAGCGAGACCUGGCGGCGGAGGCCGAGCGGCUGCACGGGGCCCACGUACAGGCCGCACAGGCCCUGGCGUCCCGAGAGAGGACCCACUGGCAGCGGGUGAAGGUGCUGGAGAAGCAGGUGGCCAGCCUGAAGGGGCAGCUGGACCAGGAAGUGCAGCAGCGGCGACGAGCCCGCCUCAGCCAGGCCUUCCGGGCCAAGAACUCUGUAAACAUGGGGAAACACGUGGAAAACAUUUCCACCAACUGGAGCCAAAAACAUAAUGUCCCGAAGGGCCAGCUACCACAUCCCUGCGCACAGAGGCGGCAGGACCUCCGUAUCCAGGAACUGCAGGGCCGUCACGUGAACCAGCUGCACCAAGACCCCAUCCAUCCUUACGGUGUAGUGACCACGCCAGGUGGGCCUCUGCAGGAGCCGGAUCCUACCUGCCCCUCCAGGCCCUGUGACCUCCUGACCUCAUUCCCGGAGCAGGCCGGCGUGGACCAGCCUCCCCGACGGAAGGCUGCUUUCCCCGGGAGUUGGCCCCAGAUUCUCUUGCUCGAGAGGCGACCGGAGCGCGGCCCGGCCGAGCGGGAGCGGGAGCGGGACUCCGGAGUCCACCAACGGCGCGGCCGCGCUGCCCGCACGCCCGGCCGGCCGGCCCUGCGCGCCACUCCCGACCGCGGCCUCGCUCCUGCCCCGCGGUGA